Molecule: messenger RNA, 1815 nt
Organism: Myotis daubentonii (Daubenton's bat)
Lineage: Eukaryota; Metazoa; Chordata; Mammalia; Chiroptera; Vespertilionidae
Exons: 2
Coding region: 16-714 (232 amino acids)
Source: RefSeq, a predicted model, not a curated record
GGAGACGCCUCGAGGAUGCUGUCAAGGGGCCGCGAGGCGGGCGAUCCCGGGCGCCGCGGGGUUCGCCGCCCGGCGCUGUACGCCACGGAGAACGCCGGGUUCGAAUCCCGACUGCGCCACCGUCUCGCGGAUGACCCGCAGGCGAGCGAUUUCACCAUUUUGGGAAGCAGGCCGAGAUGCGCAUCCCUAUCCUACAGAGAAGCCUGGGGGCUACUGUCGGCGAUUCGCGCGCAGACAGGCGGCUGCAGCGCGGCGCCGCGGGACCGGAGCCCACCACGGGCCUCCGGGAAUGGCCGGGCCUGGGCCGCACGAGCGCCAGAGGCCGCGCCCCGCACCGGGCAUGCGCAGCCCCGCGCGCACCCAGAGGGAGCCGCGGCCGCGGUGGCGCGUCAAGCAGGCCCGCCAGGCUCAGCCUCCCCAUCCGGCCCGGGUCCGCCUCCACUGCCUGCCCGUCAGUCCCAUGCCUCGGCGGACGGCCACCGCUUCCCGGCACUCACCGCUACCAGCACGGCGGACUCCCCGAUGCUCCUUCGCCUCAGGCCCGCCGCCACCGCAGCCUCCGCCUCAGCCCACCUGCCCGCCGUAGGACAAAGGCGCCACCAACCGACCGGCGCGGGCACGAGGCAAUGGCGGUUGGGCGGAGAGUGGGGGCCAGAGGGCGCGCACGCAGCGACAGGCGCGGCAAUGUCGCAAAAGCGCGCGGGUUUACGCUAAUGAAAAUAGGAUUCCAUCGAGUCUCCUAUCUAUCUACUCCAGGAUUUCUGUAAGGAUCAAAUGAGAUGAGGCACGGGAAAACACUUCACAGACAUUUGGUUAAGGUAAAAUGUUUCCACCUGGCUAUAAAGCAAGUUGUGUUCCUGGGCUGAAGAAACUGCAAGGAGGCUAGUCUCUAGGGAGAGGAAGCUGGGCAUUGCUAUGUGACAUCAUUACCUGGUGCCUAUCACCACCGUUUCCGGGCUGGGCUGGGCUGUGGGCCACAUUUUGCACCAUGGGGUCUUGGCAGCAUUGGCUGUGUUUUGGUGGGGUGUUGCUCUGGGGUGGUGGCGGGGCCUGUGUCCCACUUGUGGGAAGCUGAGUGUUGCUUUGUGGGCGCCAUGUCUGCAGUGCUGUUUCUCUGUAAAUGGCCAGUGCGCCUCACAGCAGCUCCUGCAUUGAGCGUCUGCCCCCUGGUAGUCAGUGCAUGUCAUAGUGACCGGUCAGACAGUGGGACACUUAGCAUAUUAGCCUUUUAUAUAGAUACUAAUUCUUGUAACCUAUAGCCUCUGGAUCACAAGGAACAGAGCAGAGAAGUAGAAAGUAGAAAAAAUGUUUUAUUUGGAUUCACAUUUAAAUAGGCUGUGUAUGUACCCUAUUCGUUUCACUGACAAGAGGCAAAAGACUGGUGAUAUAGUCACAAGCUCUUCUUGAAUUAUUUCUUUUUCUUGGAAUAUUCAAUGCCAAAAAUAAAUUUCCCAGAAUGUAAAUGUUGACUGUGAAGCAUGUAUAAUGUUGUGUUUUUUACUUAAUCUGUAGAAUAUAUUUGUCACUGGAAAUGGGAUUCAGUGUAAAUACACUCGAUUUGGCACAUCUAUUACUGUAUGGAUCAGGGAGGCUGUUCUAUUAGUUAGGAAAUGCCUCAACCCCAUGGGGUCUAGUUUUUCUCUUGUGCCAGGUAACAAUGGUGGCUGUGGAAUUUGAACACUAGGGGAAGUCAGAUCUCUUUGACACUAACUCAUAUGUUCACUCCUUCACUAAUUUACUCACUAAAUGGAAUGUUUAUCAUACACCUACUUGCUAGGCACUAUUAUGAGCAAGUACAAACCCAUCCCUACUAUC